ACCAGAAUAAAUGGACUGCAGACGUGAAUGCCACGCUUCAUCGGGCACUCGGUUUGAUUCCGCACAAAGGGAACUACGUGUUAUUACUAAUGAUGUCAGUGCUGUCAAGUCGUUUUCUACUGGAGGGAGGGAGGCAGUUGCUGAAGUUGCAGGGAAACAUAGUGUAGAGCUGAAUGCAUUUUUUGAACUGCUAAACAAAAAGCUCAUUAAAAAAUAACCUUUUGCCGCUGUAGUACUGUAUGUUGUUCUACUAGUCACAUAAAUAAGCAAAGGAGAUAUAGUGAUAAAGAUUCAGGCACAUCUGUCAUCCGAUGAUUCACGCUGGAAGUUUAGUGACAAAACUAUCGUCUUCUACACUGUCUUGACCUUAGCAUUAGUCACCAAAUGUAAUAAUACAAUAACUCCCUCAGGAAUUUCAUGGUGAAUAAUGAGAUAGCAUUUGCCGUCCGAUAAAAAAAAGUACAUACACAGUUAAAAAACAGUGUAUGAUCUGCAGUUGUAAGAUCAGUGCACUUUUUUUUAAGAAACACAAGCGUUUGCUCUUUCUUUUGGAUAUAUGCACGUGUCUCUGAUGCAUGCACUUAACGGCAAAUGCACCAAUCAAUGUGAGUCUGAAGGAAAUUGUCACCUGCCAGAUGUUUGUGAUACUCCUGCAAGGUUCGCCUAUGAUAUUGUGUGAGUAUCGCCCUUUACCUAAAUAGCGCGGCGCACUGGCUUUGAUAUAAUCCGCACUCUCGGGAGCUGCAGAACAGCAGCAAAACCACUGCGCCAGCUUCGUGUUUCAUCUGGUUCAUACCUGUGGAAAAUAUUGUGAUCCGAGAAAAGGCUUCGAGCGUUUGUUGAGCGUGCCACGUCUUCUGUAUGUCAACUGUGUCAUUUGGGCAGCUUCCUGAUCAGGAAGAAAGAAGUCAGGACCAGAUCAGCACCAGUCUUUUGAACAGCUCCCUCUAUUUCGUCUCAUUUUUGUGUAUUUUUCUUGAUAUUUUCAAUCCGGAUGGGCAAUAGAUCUGUGAUCUUUUAAGCAACUUUCAUUUUAAAUGGCAUCGCCAAGAUUUUGGUCUUUUGCAGCCGAAAAUGAGGGGAAUAACAGCAACCAAAACCCCGGCACACCAAGAGCCUGGUGUCAAGCUGCACAAAAAUUCACUGGAGGAAUCGGAUCAAAACUGUGUGCACUUCUUUCUACUGGAGAAGGUGAAAAAGCAGCGAAUCUCGCCGCUAAACAAGAAGGAUCGACUUUAGAGACCUGCAGCUGUAAGGAGCUUUGUACCUGUUCCAAAAAUAAUAUUGAUUUCUCCGUCCUGUAUUCAACAGACCUCCUGCCUGCAAGCGAUGGAGAUACAGCAACAAUGGCCUUUCUACAAGAAGUUAUGGACAUUUUACUUUCAUAUAUAGUGAACACGUUUGACAGGUCUACAAAAGUCAUUGAUUUCCACUACCCAAAUGAAUUACUUCAAGCUAACAAUUGGGAACUUACUGAUGAGCCAGAAACCCUGGAUGACAUUUUAUUGAACUGCAGAUCAACAAUGAAAUAUGCUAUUAAAACAGGCCACCCCAGGUACUUCAAUCAGCUUUCUACAGGAUUAGAUAUGGUUGGUUUAGCAGCCGACUGGCUGACCUCUACUGCUAAUACUAAUAUGUUCACCUAUGAGAUUGCCCCAGUGUUUGUCCUGAUGGAAUAUGUCACUCUAAAGAAAAUGAGGGAGAUGAUUGGCUGGCCAGACGGCAAUGGAGACGGAAUAUUCUCACCAGGUGGAGCGAUAUCUAAUAUGUAUGCAAUGCUGGUGGCCCGAUACAAGAUGUUCCCUGAAGUGAAGGAGAAGGGAAUGUCAGCUGUUCCAAGGCUGGUUGCCUUCACAUCUGAACAUAGUCACUUUUCCAUUAAGAAGGGGGCAGCAGCUUUAGGAAUUGGCACGGACAGUGUUAUUUUGGUCAAGGUCGAUGACAGAGGUAAAAUGAUACCGUCAGACCUUGAACGAAGAAUAAUUGAAGCCAAACAGAAGGGCUAUGUGCCGUUCUUUGUAAGUGCUACAGCUGGCACUACAGUGUAUGGAGCGUUUGAUCCACUCAUUGCCAUCGCAGAUGUGUGCAAGAAACACAAAGUCUGGAUGCAUGUUGAUGGAGCCUGGGGUGGUGGACUGCUGAUGUCCAGAAAGCAUCGAUGGAAAUUAAAUGGAGUCGAAAGGGCCAAUUCUGUCACAUGGAAUCCGCACAAAAUGAUGUCCGUCCCAUUGCAGUGCUCCGCUCUACUAGUCAGAGAAGAGGGGUUGAUGCAGAACUGCAACCAGAUGCAUGCCUGCUACCUCUUCCAGCAAGACAAGCAUUACGAUCUGUCCUAUGACACUGGUGACAAAGCCCUGCAGUGUGGGCGCCAUGUUGAUAUUUUUAAACUGUGGCUGAUGUGGAAAGCCAAGGGCACCAUAGGCUUUGAAGCCCAAAUUGACAAGUGCUUGGAGCUCUCAGAGUAUCUUUACAACAAAAUAAAGAACAGGGAAGGCUACGAAAUGGUUUUUAAUGAAAAACCUCAGCAUACAAACGUCUGUUUCUGGUAUCUACCACCUAGUCUUCGCUAUGUGGAAGACAAGGAAGAGAGAUUGAGACGCUUGAGUAAGGUAGCGCCAGUAAUCAAGACCAGAAUGAUGGAGUAUGGGACCACAAUGGUAAGUUACCAGCCACAAGGAGACAAGGUGAAUUUCUUUCGUAUGGUCAUCUCAAACCCAGCUGCAGCUUUUGAAGACAUUGAUUUCCUUAUUGAUGAGAUUGAGCGACUUGGACAGGACUUAUAGGUCGGUGUUUUUGUAAAUGUCCUGAAUCGUUAGACAAAGGAAGCAUUUGUUGUGAAUGUACCAGUAUUUUAUUUUCUCCAGAAAUGAUCUAUUUCUGUAUUGUGGUGUAGCAGUGAAUAGUAUGUCAAGAACAGCUAUAAUUAAAUGUUAAGUUAAGCUUUUAUCUGUUCUUUGUAUCCGGACUAGAAAAUUGUAUUUUAUCUAGUUAAACUAAAUCUACAUUGUUCAAAACAUGAAACUAUAACAUGACGAGAGAUUCAUUUGACAUUACAAUAAAUGAUAGUAAGACAUAGGCAUCAUGAUGUAAAGGAAGAUGACAUUUUUAGAGGGAAUACUACUUACCUCAAACUUAAAACACUGCCUUUAAGAGAAAAAAAAAAAGGUUCCAGCAGUCUUUCUGAGGUAAAAUCAGGUUUAUAUGUGUGACAAUCCCUACAUAAUAAGCUUGAACCUUUAAGUUACAAGUUUGAAAUAGUAACAAAACCACUGCACAAGCACACUGGAAACAAGGUAGCAACUUGUUGAUAUCUUAAUAGUUUUUUGAGCAUCAGUAGUUGUUACUAAACAGAAUUUGCUCUAUGUAAUGGCAUUGACAAUUAUUUUGAGUUUAUUUUUCCCUCUAGCACAUUUCGUUAAUUGCCAAGCUGUAUUGCCAAAUAGAUUCACAGUAUUGAGAUUCAGUGCAAGUGCAUUUUUUGAUUACCGGGGGCCUGGAUUGAAUCAAAAUGAUGACGCUUCCAUAACCAUUACUGUACAUGGCAUAGCAUUGGCAGCUUCUUAAACUUUGAUUUCAUCCAGGUCAUGUGUAAGAGAGCUCAUUUUCACACAUAGGAAACUCAAGUAGUUUAUAACAGCGAGUGUCUCUCAACUCUUGAAUAUCUACUGUCAUAUAUUGUAUACUUUCAUUGGGCUGAUUAAAUAUGUACUUAAUGAAAGCACAACUGAAUACAGAUACAGAUGUGUAAGGUAAUUUAAGUAUUGAAUUGCUAUGUAUUAUUUUAUCCACAUUUUUAUUACUGUUAUAUAUUAUUUGACUUAUAUUUUUGUGAUUUAUUGUGACCAAACGCUUAGUACUUUCAAUGUUCUAAUUUAAAUAUAUACUGUAUAUUCAGGGUCAGGCUUUAUGGAUACCAUAGCAAAAAAAACGCUAUGGUAUCCAUCAAAAAUGCUGCAUAGCAAAAAAAAGUAUGUUCUAUUUUUAGAACUGUAGUGCAGGUUGCAAAAUAUUAUGCAAAGCCAUUUUAAAACCGAGCCCUGUGUUUUAAGUGUUUAAGUGAUGUGCCAAUAUUGUGAAGCUGAACAGAAAGUCUACAUGUGUGUCUGUAACUAUGUUGCCUUUGUAUGUACAGUAUUAAUAGCCAGUAAAGCUGUCUAGCUGUCCUCAGACUGAGGCUGUGCACUUUAGAGUCUAUAUGUAAGGUAAAGAUCAACGAGCUUGUGCUCUGUGUAUGGUUGUGUAUUUCUUGAUGUCAGAAGUGUUAUAGUAUGCAUUAACCACAUUGUUUAAAUGCCUUCGCGUGCCUGCUCGUUGACAUUAGAUGAAUGAAUGCUUUCAGUCUACAGCUUUUUGUGCUGCUUCUCAUGUCACUGCUUACAUUGUGGGUUCCUCAGUGUUGAGAACUUACAAUCCGUAAUGCCACUGUCUAACUUUCAACAUUUGCUUCCUGUAAUAUCAGAUUGAAAAGUGUUGGAAAAAGUGUUUGUGUUUUAAAGCAGUUUUAUGACUUUGUUACUGAUCACAGCUAUAGUGUGUGUGUGUGUGUGUGUGUGUGUGUGUGUGUUUGUCUGUGUUUGUGUAUUUUACAAAGUUAAGUAGAGUCUACAACUAAGCGACUUUGUUGAGCAAUUGCUUGCAUGGAAAAUCACAAUAUCCCCACACCUGCAACAUGAUGUGAUGGGGUAGACAGCCGAAAUAGCAGACAAUCUGGGAAACAGUGACUCAGGAAUGGGACACAUACUAAAAGCUAAAAGUAGAACAAUGCCCUGCAUUCCAUUAAUUCAACCUGGGGGCUUGGUUGCCUUUUAAUAAUCCUUUCUGUAUUACUGUGCAUACAGUGAUUAAUCAGUACUACUGCUAUGACUGCUACUACUUCUACUGCCUAUAAUACUACUACUACUCAUUUUUAGUUCUAUGACACCUUCGUAAUGCUUCUUUACUCGACUGCUGCAUGGCCGCGUUCUAUUAUUUCUGCUUAAAUUAGACACCUUACUGUCUUGUGUUCUGCUAUAUCUUUGCAUGAUAUUGCUAGUUUAUAAUGGUAGACAAAGAGCAGCUCCCUAAUUGCCAAGCUAAUCAAUUGCAAAGCUAAUUGCAUGGUCUGUUGUACCUGUUCUCUGUUUUGUACAGUCUGCACAGCUGUCUUUCUGAAACGCAGUUUAGCAAGUAUGAGAAUGAGAAGCUUGCUGUCUCCAUGCUUGUACCUGUUCUCCUUUGAAUGCAUUUGUCGCUAUUGAAGCCUUUAAAGCCAUGCUUACUGUACCAGCCAUAAAAAAGCAUCCAUAGAUGUUAACGGUGCUUUACCUAGUUGACUUUCUGGCUUAUUACUGUGAAUAUAUAUCUGUACAUAUAUUUAAUUUAUUUUAUAUGACAUGUUUGACCUAGUUUAAAAGGCAAUCAGUUUAGCAUGCCCUCUAUGGUUCUGCUCUGCAUCUACUCUAGUUUACUAUGGCUUACCACCGUUUUUAAUAAGCUUUACUAUGCCUCUGUGUGCUUUACAGUGCUUACUGUGCUUUGACUACUGUUACUACAUUGCUAUGCUUUUACCAUUCUAAACCUUAAGUAAGGGUCAUGUUGAAUUCAACUGAACUGAAUUGAAAAGAAGGAGUAUUUGAAUUUCACAGCCUCGUACCGUGCCGCGCAACACUCUCAUGUAACCCAGUUCUCAAAUGAUAUACAGAUGCAGGCAUCAAAGCACUUCAUGGCAUUGCUACAGUCACAUUUGUGACAGUUCUUUGGAGCAAUCAAACUAAUUUAGCACAUUUGAUGUUAACUGUGUCCCACAGAAUUGCAACCCUUAAAAUGAAUCCUUUAGGACAUUAGCCAAUAUGAAUUUUAAAGUAACAUUUCUAUGGAAAUAGACAUAUCAGCUUUUUGUCUCAUUCAAGGUUAAAACCUGAGGACCAAGACAAGACAACCUGCUAUAUAAAAAUAAGAUGUAUCUAAAUUAUGUUGUACUAUUAGUUUCUUGCAGUUUAUAUGUGUGUGUGUGUGUGUGUGUGUGUGUGUGUGUGUGUGUGUGUGUUAUUGCCAAAUAUUUACUUGUGUUUCAGUAUGUUAUGUACUUUAUCUGUGAUGUAAAUUAUUCUAAACACAGUAGCACAGUAGCAGCCUGCAUUACAAAAAUGUUAAUUGGUGGAAAGCAGAAAAAGAUGAGUUUUCUUUCAGUGUUCUGAUUGUAUUUUAAUGGCAUUCAGUAUUGCUUGUUAUAUUCAGCAAUUGUUAAAUCAUUGUAAGGUUUCUGUGAACUCACUUUUAUUAAAACUCCAAGCAAAAAAUA
Molecule: messenger RNA, 6280 nt
Organism: Acipenser ruthenus (sterlet)
Lineage: Eukaryota; Metazoa; Chordata; Actinopteri; Acipenseriformes; Acipenseridae
Product: glutamate decarboxylase 2-like
Exons: 16
Coding region: 1038-2783 (581 amino acids)
Biological process (GO): GABA shunt
Cellular component (GO): cytoplasm
Molecular function (GO): pyridoxal phosphate binding; glutamate decarboxylase activity
Source: RefSeq, a predicted model, not a curated record